CUGAUGAAACACAGUUGUAGUGUACUAUAAAUAUACGCAUUAUUAUGGCGUAUAAUCAUUCUGGAUUCAUCAUUCAGUCCAUAACAAAAAUGAACAGCUUCGUUGUCCUCUUCUUCUGCAUCCAGGCUUGCCUGGUCCAGAACGCCUUCGCCAUGUGCGCCAGAGGCAUCGUGGGCCCGGCCAUCGCCGGCCCCGCUAUCGCUCCCCUUGGCGUGCCCGCCUGCGGUGCCGCUCUCGCUGGUCCCGCCCUGGCUCCCUUCGGCGCCCCCGCCCUCGCCGCCCCCGGUCUCGGCUGGGCUGGUCUGGCCGGUCCCGCCGUCGGCACCUACGGAGGCACUGGCAUCGGUAACGUGGCCGUCGCCGGUGAGCUCCCCGUGGCUGGUACCACCGCUGUCGCCGGACAGGUGCCCAUCAUCGGCGCCGUCGGUUUCGGAGGCGAUGCUCUCGCCGCUGGUGCUGUGUCGAUCGCUGGACGUUGCGGUUGCGGCUGCGGCGCUCCCUACGUUUACUAAAUUACAAAUAUUGUUUGAUUGAUUUAAAAUGAAGUAAUAAAAUUAAUUGCAUACUACAA
Molecule: messenger RNA, 571 nt
Organism: Manduca sexta (tobacco hornworm)
Lineage: Eukaryota; Metazoa; Arthropoda; Insecta; Lepidoptera; Sphingidae
Product: chorion class CA protein ERA.1-like
Exons: 2
Coding region: 45-512 (155 amino acids)
Biological process (GO): chorion-containing eggshell formation; multicellular organism development
Cellular component (GO): egg chorion
Molecular function (GO): structural constituent of egg chorion
Source: RefSeq, a predicted model, not a curated record